UCCAAGAUGGCGGCGGGUUGCUGUGGGGUGAAGAAGCAGAAACUGUCCAGUUCGCCCCCCUCUGGCUCGGGUGGCGGUGGUGGCGCCUCCUCCUCCUCCCACUGUAGCGGAGAGAGCCAGUGCCGAGCUGGGGAGCUGGGACUAGGAGGCGCCGCUCCGCGGCUGAACGGGCUGGGAGCACUAACCGGAGGAGGUAGCGGCGGUGGUUGUACCCUCUCUCCCCCUCAGGGCUGCGGCAGCGGCGGCGGGGGGAUCUCCCUGUCGCCACCUCUGAGCUGCGGAGUGGGAACCCUACUUUCUACUCCGGCCGCCGCCACCGCCUCCUCGCCCCCUUCAUCGUCUGCCGCUUCGUCCUCAUCCCCGGGCUCCCGGAAGAUGGUGGUGUCAGCGGAGAUGUGCUGCUUUUGCUUCGAUGUGCUCUACUGUCACCUGUACGGAUACCAGCAGCCCAGGACCCCCCGGUUCACCAACGAGCCCUACCCACUGUUUGUAACAUGGAAGAUUGGUCGAGACAAAAGAUUGCGAGGAUGCAUAGGUACUUUUUCUGCCAUGAAUUUGCAUUCAGGACUCAGGGAGUACACACUUACCAGUGCCCUUAAAGAUAGCCGUUUUCCCCCAAUGACAAGGGAUGAGUUGCCACGGCUUUUCUGCUCAGUGUCUCUGCUCACUAACUUUGAAGAUGUCUGUGAUUAUUUGGACUGGGAGGUGGGUGUGCAUGGCAUUAGAAUAGAAUUCAUCAAUGAAAAAGGAUCAAAACGCACCGCCACCUACCUACCGGAGGUUGCAAAGGAGCAAGGAUGGGACCAUAUUCAGACCAUAGACUCUUUACUGAGGAAAGGAGGAUACAAAGCGCCAAUUACUAAUGAAUUCAGGAAAACCAUAAAACUGACCAGGUACCGUAGUGAAAAGAUGACCUUGAGUUAUGCUGAAUACCUUGCUCAUCGCCAGCAUCAUCACUUCCAAAACGGCAUCGGGCAUCCCCUUCCACCAUACAACCAUUAUUCCUGACACUGAGCCGCACAACCAGUCACUCGGCCUCUCUGCAGACCUCUUCCCAGGAGACCCUACACCUUCUUGGUCUAGCUAUCUCUUUUACUGUACCAUUUUAUGAUGAUAGUUUCCGUUGCCAUGGUGAAGCUUCAACAUCAUCAAUUAAGAUCAUCAUGGUAACGGGUAGGAAAAUGGCAUUUAAGAAGAUCCUGUUUAUUAUUUUAGAUAAUUGAUUUUUUUGCAGCAUAUACAACUUUUGGAAUUUUGUUUCCUUACAAUAGUUAUAUUUUUUGCUUUGCUAUCUCAAUCAGGUUUCUUUCUGUCCUUCCCUCCUUUUCUUCUUUUUCUUCCUUCCCUACUCUCUUCUUUUGACUGUGGAUGGAAGAAAGUAAGCAGUUUUGAGGGUUUUAUUUACGUUUGUUUUUAGUUUUCCUAAGUAAGGUAGUCAUUUUUUGAUAGUGGAGUUUGAGAGUAAUUUAUAUCAAAUUCAGGUAUUUGUAUAUUACUCUUGAAUUUGCCUAAAAUUCCCUUUGCUAUGACAGCCUAGUAUUUGUAUUAUUAGGUACUUGCUUUCCCCAUGGUUGAAAUAUAUGAGCUUUAGUUUUAGUAGCAAAUAUUUGAAGAUCCAUGAUAGGGCUUGUCACAGAGAGUAAGAAACCAUUAUGCCUACUGUGCUGGUUAUCCUAGAAAAGACUGACUCAUCACUUUGGAGAUUGAAUUUACAAAUGGAAGCACUGUUUUAUGAAAGCAUAAACUACCUUUCAGAUAGGCUCCAGAAAUCAUUUUGAAGAACAGCAAGUAUUAGGAAGAGAUCAUAUGCAGAAUUUAGUGCCUUCAAAAAGAAUAUAAUUAAACGGAAUUAAAAGGGGGUGAGAAAAAGGCAAUUUAGAGAAAUAUUCUUGUAAACUUUUAUUGUUUCUAUACAAGGGACAAAAGAUUAGACAAAAUACCUUACUCUGAAGUAUUUUUUUAGCUAAAAAAUUUAUUUUGAGCAAAUAACCAAAAAAGACAUUUGUCUAUUUUGUAUUAAUUUAAAUUUGUUAGCUUUAGGUUAAAGUAAGUCACAAUUGGCCAGAAACAAUUUUAGCUACCAUCUAAAGAUAGAAUAAAUAUAAUCUAGUGAAACAAAAGUACAUAGAUAACAUAAUUUCAAAUUAGUUUAUGUCAUGGAGACAAUGCUAGAAUUUCAGAGAUGCUAUAACAGAGUUUGAAUCUCUUUCUGCACUACAUACUUUUGAUAGAAACACAUUUACUAUGUUGGUAUAAUUUUAUAUUAUACCUGUAAAGAUGGAGUUGCCAUUCAGGUAUGCUAGGUAGAGCCCAGCUCAUUUGUAGGUCUAGGCCUUCCAUAAUGCAUACAAAGAAAUCUUACUGAUGUCAAUGAGAGGCAUAUCCCCAGGAAAAAUCACAGAUGACUCUGGAGGAAGUUGACCUUUAUGAUAUUGAUCAUG
Jaculus jaculus (lesser Egyptian jerboa) is the source of this 2441-nucleotide messenger RNA. It is a transcript of the gene Ammecr1, whose product is annotated as AMMECR nuclear protein 1. Gene Ontology annotation, cellular component: nucleus. Bases 7 to 1008 code for a protein of 333 amino acids. NCBI's taxonomy places the organism in Eukaryota, Metazoa, Chordata, Mammalia, Rodentia, Dipodidae. The transcript has 6 exons. The record is from RefSeq and is a predicted model, not a curated record.